GAAGGGGCCUGGGUUGGAGCCCUAACGGGGUGCGGUGGGCGAAUGCUUCUUGAACGCAGGCCCUACUCGGCAUUUCUCCUUUUUUGCCGUUGUCUGGGGUCCUUCAAUUUGCUCUUUUCCUCCACUUAGGGUUCUGUCUUCGCCUCGACGAUGGCCAUGCUGCUGCCGCCACUUUGCCAACCCCGCAGCAUGAGUUGUGCGUCUUUCUCGUAGUCUGAUUUUGCUAUUGCUCUGCCUGAACACUCCGUUUCUCCUUCCCCUUCAGCCAUUCGUGGAGCUACAUUCCCUCCCACUGGAUAUCCUUCUUCUUGACCGUGGUGCGCGUUGUGGUCGCUGGGCGCCAGACGACGGGGUCCGGGCGGGGGCCAGGUAUGGCAGUGGUCUCAGACACGGCCCCUGCGCCCUCUGCCGCCGCCGCCGCCGCGCAGCCUUCGCCAGCCAGCAAUGCUGCUGCCGGUGGCACUAAGAGUGCGUGGUCGCAGGUUGUGCGCGGCGAGGUGUCUCCCGUGGCACCAGCAGAAGCCAAGUCCAAAGGUGGAAGCAGAAGUCAUGCAGCCCCUGCAGUGACAGAGUCGAGCUCUGUUGUAGCAUCGAAGCAUAAUUCUGGAAUAUCUGGGGGUGGAGGGAAAUCCUUAGGGGAGCAAUCGGCUGCACCUGUUAUAGCAGCUACAGGGAUCUUGAAAUUAUCGGAGGAUAAUGCAUCUUCCAGAAUUGAGGAAAGUCCUGAAGGAGAGCAGCAGCAGCCUGAGGUUGAGAUUUUAAGAGGCGAGUUAGGGCAAAAUUCUGUGUCAAUGGCUGCAAGUGGCGGCAGCAGUGGUGGUGAUGUCGUGAAGCCUGCCAAACCCGCUUGGAAGAGCACCAGUAGUACUCUUGGUAAAACCCCUGCAACAGGUCCUGUGAUGGGCGCGGUAACUUGGCCGACAUUAGGUGAUGCACGCCAUUCUAAGACGGCUCCGCCCGAUCAAUCCUCAAACAAUUCCAGUGCAGGGCUUACUCCUGUGAAUCCCACCUCUCAACAGACAAUUUCAGCGGGUCGAAGGGGUCCAAAUGUCAAUUAUGUGGAUCAAUCCUCCUCUCAGGGUAUCAAGCCAAAGGGGAGUCGUAAAGCACAUCAUGCCGAGCACUCGCAUAGAACUGGUUCAGGUACUCCUGGUUUGGCUUUGGAUGUUGCUACGUCUGAAGAUGCAAGUGCCACCUCGAAUUUGGAGCCGUCAGCCCCGAAAAGUGGCAGUGAAGCUGGCUCUAAGCAUGUGUCUGUGAACGGUGGUAGUAGCGAAAGGAAUCGGGGCCAGUAUUGGAGGGGACAGGACCACGGUGGUUUUGGUGCUGGUGCACGACCUAGAUCAAGGGAUCCUGUGCGGUCGAACAAUCAUGGGUGGAACAAUCAACGGGGUUUUCGCAUGAACAAUGGACCCUCGGUGUCUCUUCGGGCUGGUUCAAGGAAUUACAACAAGGUUAUGUUCAACAAUAACAAUGUGUCGGAAUUCGGAAACACACCAGGCGGUGCAAAUACAGGUCAUGGGUUUUUCCCUUCUGGAGCGUCUGGAGGUGGAGGCCCAGGUUCAAGCCCGCCCCUUCGUACCAUGCUGGUGAAGCAAAUCGAAUAUUACUUUAGUAUGGACAAUCUAUGCAAAGAUAUAUUUUUGCGUUCAAAAAUGGACAGCAAUGGCUUCAUUCCUAUUAGUAUUAUUGCGAGUUUUAAUAGGGUGCGACAACUCACAGAGGAUUCUGCUCUCAUUUUGGAUGCACUUCAGGAUUCUUCUUUGAUUGAAGUUAAGGGUGACAAGUUGCGCAAACGCGAUGAUUGGGCUACUUGGUUGCUUCCUGUUUCGCCCCAGUUUACGUCUUCCUCUACUAGCUCAGCGAGCCCUGGGAAAGAGAUUUCGAAUGGUGAAACAUCACAGGGAGUUUCUCUUGAAGCUGCAAGUAAGAGUGCUGCUGAAAAUGAUAGUGCUCCUGAAAGUAAGAAGGCUACUGAAAGUAAGAAGGCUACUGAAAGCAAUAGUGCUACUGAAAUUAGCAGUGCCGCUGAAAGUAAGAGUGCUGCUGUAGGCAAUAGUGCCGCUGAAAUUAAGAUCACGGAUGAAAGUUUGAAUAGUGCUGCCCAAAGUAAGAUCACGGAUGAAAGCUUGGAGGCCAAGUCAGAACAGCUGGAGGAAUUAGUGAAACAGCCGGAGACCUCAGCUCGUCAUUCCGAGUCAUCCGGCAAGUGUUCAAAAGGUGGAGCACCAGGGGAGUUGGUUAUCAAAGAUGCUCCGAAGUCAUCCUCAGGCGCCGGAAGUAGUCAGUUGCCGGCCGAAGGAGUUGGAAGGGUCGGUGCCUUCUCUUCUCCGCCUGUUGGUCUUGCUGCGGUUAUAGAUGUUGGAGCUUCUGUAGAUAACAAUGUUGUGCACACGACUUCAGGAAUUGGUCUGGGAGUAUCUUCGAAUGACCUGAAACAAGGUGGUGAAGAAAAGGAUGCCAGUCGUCAACUGAAGUUGCACAAGACAGAUUUGGAGGGACCUCCUGUGCAGAGCUCAAUCGAAACUGAUGGGCAGCUAGAAAAUUCAGUAUCGAAGGUAGAUUCUGAGCAUGUAGAUCACUCAGGAGAUUGGCUGGUUCACACCGGAAAACGUAGGGGUUCGAGUAACAAGCGACCGCCUACUUCACGGCUUGCUGAACACAAAACAGGAGGAUUAUCUGCUGCUUUUACUGCCAAGGAGAAUACUGAUGAGGAUACCUUUCAACUUGACGAAGAGCUCGAGUCUUCAGAUCGGCCAAAUCUGAAGGACAAUCAACCUGUAUUUAAGAGUGUGCAAGAUGAUGAUGGGGACGAUUCAGAUAUCAAUGAUCGUGAUUUGCAACGACUCAUCAUUGUGACUCAGUUAAGCAAGAAGGCGGCCAGAGGAGAUCGUAAAGGUCCUGAUGGACGCGAUCAUGGUCGUAAGUCCAUAUCAGAUGACCUAGUUUCUGUUAUCAAUGACGGCCUAUUUUUUUAUGAGCAGGAGUUAUUGUCAGGCAAGACAAAGCCACGUACAGCUGUGCAGCCUGUUAAAGUGGCAGUUAACGAAUCUGGUAGACCUAGUAGUUUUGGAGAAACUUCAGGCCGUAUUCAUGGUAGCAGCGCGGGCAGCACUGGAUCGGACGGACCCUUACGUCCACCCAGAGGACAGAUGAGAUCCGCCCGUGGUAGCUUCCAGCAACGUCUUUUCCCAAGUUCUCGAUCUAGACUUACAGCUGAAAGUCCGCCUAGUGACUCUGUUGGUUUCUUCUUUGGCACGACUCCUGAUAAUCAAAGUGUAUCAUCAUCGUACGGUUCAACUCGUAUGGGAUCAUCACCUUAUGGUACUUCCCCCGGCGGUGGUUUCAUGCCAGGCUAUAGCCCACCAGUGGGAUCAAUUCCGAAGUCCUUUCCCCAUUUCCAGCACCCGAGUCACGCACUUCUUGAAGAUAACGGCUUCAAGCAGCAAAAGUAUGCGAAAUACUACAAGCGAUGCUUAGUGGAACGGAAACGAGUUGGUAUUGGUUGUAGCGAGGAAAUGAACACUUUAUUCAGGUUUUGGUCAUACUUUUUACGGACGAACUUCAAUACGUCCAUGUAUCAGGAGUUUAAAAAGCUCGCUGAGGAGGACGCUGCGGCCAAGUAUAAUUAUGGAAUGGAAUGUUUGUUUAGGUUUUACAGCUAUGGUCUAGAGCAGAGGUUCAAACAGGAUAUGUAUGACGAUUUUGAGAGGCUCACUCUGGAUACAUACAAGAAAGGCAACCUUUACGGCCUUGAGAAGUAUUGGGCAUUCCAUUAUUACCGUAAAGACAAAAGCAAGAUGCCAAUUCCCAAACACCCGGAGCUGGAGCGGCUACUUAACGAAGAAUUCCGAACUAUGGCUGAUUUUCGCAAAGCAAAAGAAAAAUUAGCUCAGGAGGUGAAAGAAAAAGAAAGUACAUCCGUUGAGGGGUCAUCUUCUGAGAAGAGCUCAAGUGUAGCGCCCAUUCCAUCGUAGCAGAUGCGCUGAGGAGGUGCACUUCACUCAUCUUCGCGUUGCUUAAAUCUAGGUUUGGCUUGGCUUGCUGUUGAUUAAUUGCAAGUUGACAUGCCUGAGCUCCUUCGGGAUUACAUUCCUGUCACUGCUAUCAUUCUAAAAUCUAUCCAUCAUGCUGGAAACCUCAACGUGUUGGUAAUCAAAACUUCGAGCUGUGUAGGGGUUGCAAGCAACCCGGCUAUUAGUGGUAGUUAGCUAUUGAAACCAUUGUUUAAGGCUAGUGGCAUUGUGAAGAGGUUAUGUUUUUUUUAGUAACAUCCAAAUUUUUGAUCACUAAGAAUCUUUGAGGUGCCCUUGGAAGGUUUGGUGCCAUGUUGUUGCUACCUAUGCAAUCCUUGUUUGGUAAAUAUAUACUGGCAGCUUCAUUCUGAUGCUGCGACGCUUAUCUCCUGGA
Molecule: messenger RNA, 4410 nt
Organism: Physcomitrium patens
Lineage: Eukaryota; Viridiplantae; Streptophyta; Bryopsida; Funariales; Funariaceae
Biological process (GO): mRNA stabilization
Molecular function (GO): RNA cap binding
Source: RefSeq, a predicted model, not a curated record